AUGGCUGACAACAACUCCUCCACCACGGGUUCCAAAGAGCCCACUCCUGGCGACAUCUCUUUCAUGGUUCACGUCUUUCGCCACAUGCAAGAGAAGCCUGUACUUGACUGGGAUGCAUUUGCCGUUGCGGCUGGCUUCAAAAGUGCAGGUGUCGCUCUGACCCGAUACGGUCAGAUUAAACGCAAGUUCGGCACCAACGAGAUGGCUACUACGCCGGUCAAGAAGCGCAAAGCUGCUGGCGAGGGUAAUUCUGCCUCCAAGGUCAACAAGACGGGUGCUGGUCGCGUCGGCACCAAGGGAAAGAAGGGCAAGACCGCUUCCAUGGCCGAGGAGAACGAAGACUAUGCCAAGAUCAGUUUUAAGACCGAGGAGAGCGUUGACUAUGGAGCCUCUUCGAUCAAGAAGGAAGAUUUCGGCAGUGGUGACGCCAAAGGAAUGAAAGGCAAAAACGCUGCCAUGCCCCUGAAGAUCGAGGACGAUGGCGAUGAGGAAGUCGGUGCUUUCUGCAUCAAGCUUGAAGAACAGUCCGAGAUCUAA
Molecule: messenger RNA, 537 nt
Organism: Colletotrichum truncatum
Lineage: Eukaryota; Fungi; Ascomycota; Sordariomycetes; Glomerellales; Glomerellaceae
Source: RefSeq, a predicted model, not a curated record